AUCAUUCGGUUUGUUUUUGGUUCAGUUUUAAAAACAAGUCUGGACAAAAUGGUUGAAAACUGUGCCGUUGUUUUACAUGGUCCCUAUGACCUUAGAAUUGAAAAUCAUCCCGUGCCAACGAUUAAUGAUAAUGAGGUCUUAAUAAAAGUAGCUUGCGUGGGAAUAUGCGGAUCGGAUCUGAAGAUAUAUUCCACGGGGCGCUGCGGCCUGGAGGUGAUCACGGAGCCGCUGGUCAUGGGACAUGAAGGUGCUGGUGUUGUAGCGCAAGUAGGUGCAAACGUAACGACCCUGAAGCCAGGCGACCGCGUAGCCAUCGAGCCGACGCAACCGUGUAGAUCCUGCGAGUUUUGCCGCGCCGGUCGGUACAACCUGUGUGACAAGCCGCAGUAUUGCUCCACCAAUAGUGCACAUGGCAACUUGUGCACUUAUUACAAACAUGUAGCUGAUUUUUGUCAUAAAAUACCAGACAACGUUAGUAUGGAAGAAGCAGCGGCAGUGCAGCCGCUCGCCAUCGCGAUACACGCCUGCACUCGCGCGGGCGUCAAACUCGGUUCCAACAUCGUGAUAUUUGGAGCGGGCCCUAUUGGAGUUCUCUGUGCUAUGACCGCGAAAGCUAUGGGCGCUGCUAAGAUUUUGAUGACUGAUGUAGUGGAAUCUCGAUUAGAAACAGCUCGCCAAUUAGGUGUCGACUACACACUUAUGGUCAAAGGCCUAUCAGAUCAAGAAGUUAUUGACAAAAUAUUGGAAAUAAUGGGGACAAAUCCAAAUAUUAGUAUAGAUGCGUGUGGAUUCGCUUCAGCACAAAGAGUAGCUUUGAUGGUAACUCGAACGGGUGGAACGGUGCUCGUGGUCGGUAUUGGUGAGGAAAUGGUGCAAGUGCCUCUGUCGGGAGCGCUGCUGCGGGAAGUCAAUAUUAUCGGCGCGUAUCGACUUUUAAAUUCAUAUCCCUCAGCAUUAGCCGCUGUAUCCACCGGUAGAUUAGACCUCAAGUCGUUCAUCACACACCACUACCCAUUAAAUGAGGCCAAAGAAGCAUUCGAACUAGCAAAGAGUGGAGCCGCCAUGAAAAUCAUCAUACAUGUCGAUCAAAGUAUUGUUUAAAUAUUUAUAAAGAGAUUUAAUUAUAAUAAUCAUUGAAUAAAUAUUUAUU
Messenger RNA from Colias croceus (clouded yellow), 1150 nucleotides. RefSeq names its product sorbitol dehydrogenase-like. Bases 49 to 1101 code for a protein of 350 amino acids. Gene Ontology annotation, molecular function: L-iditol 2-dehydrogenase (NAD+) activity; zinc ion binding. NCBI's taxonomy places the organism in Eukaryota, Metazoa, Arthropoda, Insecta, Lepidoptera, Pieridae. The transcript has 8 exons. Gene Ontology annotation, biological process: D-sorbitol catabolic process. The record is from RefSeq and is a predicted model, not a curated record.